This is a messenger RNA of Dioscorea cayenensis subsp. rotundata (Guinea yam), 1495 nucleotides long. RefSeq names its product SEC12-like protein 1. The record is from RefSeq and is a predicted model, not a curated record. Gene Ontology annotation, molecular function: guanyl-nucleotide exchange factor activity; GTPase activator activity; protein binding. The coding region runs from base 191 to 1336 and encodes 381 amino acids. Gene Ontology annotation, cellular component: endoplasmic reticulum membrane. The transcript is spliced from 10 exons. Gene Ontology annotation, biological process: protein secretion. Lineage: Eukaryota; Viridiplantae; Streptophyta; Magnoliopsida; Dioscoreales; Dioscoreaceae.
UUGCGAAAAAGCAUGAUCCUUCGAUCCUUUUUCAAUAUCCUUCAUCCAUCUCUCCCUCUCUCCGCCCACUCCGUAUCCAUCUUCCUCGCUUUCAUCGCACCCACUCCUCCGUCCUCUCCUUCUCUUCUCACUACAUAAAUCCUCUCCCUCUCUCUCUCUCUCACCCUCGCCAGAGCAAUCCAGAGGAGCCAUGGAUGCUAUGUCAUCGUCGGCGUGUGCUUCGUGGAUUCGCAGGCCUGAGAACAAACACCUAGUGAUCAUGGGACGGACGAAGACCCGCUCUAGCCCGCCUCUUCUUGAGAUUUUCUCAUUUGAUCCCAAGACUGCCUCCCUCGCCUCUGAUUCAUUGACUAGGGUUUUGAUGGGAGACGAAGAUGGUGAUCCAAUGGGAUUCGCUGUGCAUCCUAGCGGAGAUGAGAUUGUCUGUUCUACCUCCAUUGGAUGCAAGUUAUUUGAGUUGGACUUUGAGGAUUUGAAUAUAAAGCUGGUGAGCAAAGACUUCUCUCCUCUUCAGUCUAUUGGUCCUCAGAAAUGUGUGGCUUUUAGUACUGAUGGCUCGAAAUUCGCUGUAGGCGGAGAGGAUGGGCAUCUCAGAAUCUUUGAGUGGCCAAGUUUACAUGUUUUAUUGGAUGAACCUAAUGCUCAUAAAUCUUUCGGAGACAUGGAUAUCAGCUUAGAUUCCGAGUUUCUAGCAUCAACAUCUACUGAUGGUUCUGCACGUAUUUGGAAGAUCAAUGAGGGUGUUCCAUUGACUACUUUGACUCGUUCUUCGGAAGAAAAGAUUGAGUGUUGUCGAUUUUCUCGUGAUGGGAUGAGGCCAUUCCUAUUUUGCACAGUGAAAAAAGGUGCCCAAGUGACAACCGGCGUGUGGGAUAUUAGUACGUGGAACAAAAUUGGGCAUAAAAGAUUGCUCAAGAAGCCUGCUUCUGUACUUUCUGUUAGCUUAGAUGGAAAGUAUCUCGCACUCGGAAGCAAUGAUGGUGACAUAGCUGUAGUUGAAGUAAAGAAGAUGGAAAUCUCUCAUUGGAGCAAGAAGCUUCAUCUUGGAGCAAGCAUUUCCUCAAUUGAGUUCUGCCCCACUGAAAGGGUAGUGCUUUCCACAUCAAGUCGAGGGGGAACAACAAUUACAAGACUUAAUGUUCCUGCUGAUUGGAAAGAGUGGCAGAUAUAUGUUCUACUUUUAGGUCUCUUCCUGGUGUCUGCUAUGAUAUUCUAUCUACUUUAUGAAAACUCUGAUUCUUUCUGGAAUUUUCCUCUUGAGAGAACUCAACCUGCAAAAACAAGGGAAGCCUUUUUUAGUGAUGCUCAGUUUGCAGAUGAUCAAAACCCCUGGUGACGGAUCACAGAAAACAAAUAUAUAUGGUUUUAUUUUAAGUUAAAUUUUAAGUCCUUUUUUCCAAGCUGUGCUUUUACAACACAUUUACACAAUCACUGUAUGUUACAAUUUUUUACUUGAAUCACUAGCAAAUAAAAAUUUAGCCGAUUGUAUGUGGUA